Molecule: messenger RNA, 1596 nt
Organism: Babjeviella inositovora NRRL Y-12698
Lineage: Eukaryota; Fungi; Ascomycota; Pichiomycetes; Serinales
Exons: 1
Coding region: 1-1596 (531 amino acids)
Biological process (GO): transmembrane transport
Cellular component (GO): membrane
Molecular function (GO): transmembrane transporter activity
Source: RefSeq, a predicted model, not a curated record
AUGUCAGAACGAGACUCUUCAUCUGUAGCCUCCCAUACCCCAUUGACCAGAGGUGAAAACCUGCUAGUUUACAACCACAAUUCCAAUGAGGCGUAUAUCGACUUAACCUUUGAUUUGACCCCCGAAGAGCUUGCAAGAAGACGUACCUCCUGGUACAAGUUCAAGAUUGCGGUGUGGGAUUCGGCAGAUAAGCAUCCCAAGGAGCGGGCUUUCAUGUUGAAGUUGGACUUCUUUCUCUUAUCCUCAUCGAUGUUGGGAUAUUUUAUCAAGACAUUGAAUCAGAACAACGUCGCCACGGCGUAUGUUAACGGGAUGAAAGAAUACUAUCAUAUGGACAGUAACCAGUACAAUUACAUGGUCACAUUGUGGACCGUGGGGUACAUUAUCGGUCAGAUUCCAUCCAACCUUAUUUUGCACCGGAUUUCCGCCCGGUACUACUUGGGUAGCUUGGAGUUUAUUUGGUCUAUUUUGACUGUAUUGUUGAUUACAUGCAAAAACAUCAACGGGAUUUAUGCACUCCGUUUUUUAUUAGGGUUGACAGAGGCAGGCUUCUUCCCGGGUAUGGAAUAUUUGAUCGGGUCUUGGUACUCUCCUAAGGAGUUGGCCAAACGGUCCACGUUGUUCGCCUGUGCGGGGACUGCCGCUGGGAUGGUUUCAGGACCAUUACAACUCGCCGUCUUGAAUAACUUCUCACACUCCAAACUUCCGGCCUUCAAGUGGAUGUUUGUGCUUGAUGCGAUUAUUUCGUUUCCAAUCGCAUUCUACACAAUGUUGGUAGAUCCCAACACCCCUUCUACUACCAACGCCUGGUAUUUUUCAGACGAUGACAAGCUUGUGGCAUUGGAGAGGAGGAGACGCAUCGGGGCCGCUGUUAAUACUCGUGAAAAGUACACCCUCAAGAAGAUCAAGUCUUUUUUCAGUACCUGGCACAUUUUUGUCUUCCCCUUGAUUUUCUUGGCUUACAACAACGCUUGUGCUUCCACUAGCCAACCUACUUUUACUCAGUGGAUGAAGGUAGAUUUGAAGUUGCCUGCCUCAAAGUAUAACGUAUAUCCCACUGCCCUCAGCGGCGCUGGCAUUGGGUUUGCCAUAACCAUCUCGUGGCUUUCGGAUGCCUUAAAAGGGAGGUUCAACUACGUAUUUGUUCAGGCCUUUUUUGUGAGUCUAAUCGUUGGCUGCUCGGCGUUAUCGUACUGGAACAUCCCAAUUGGGUUCCAUUGGUUUUGCUACUUCUUGAUCGGUGUUCCAACCUCCUGGGGCCAACCUCAGAUCUUCUCGUGGGUCAAUAGGUUGCUCGCCCACGAUGACAUGAAGCGGAACUUUGUGGUGGUGGUAACCAACACCUUGGCGUAUGUGACUGGUGCGUGGGUGCCAAUUUUUGUCUGGAAUGCCACGGAUGCUCCGCGUUACUUUAUCGGGUUUACCUACACCGCGUGCUUGUCUGCAUUUGGCGUACUCAUGACGCUUCUAGCUACAUACUUUUCUAAGCGGGAUGAAAAGUUAAUGGAUAAGGCCGCAUUCGAUGAGGAAAGUGAGGGUUCACCCGACGAUUCCAGCGUUGAAGAGGUGACGCAUUCUGUGGCAUUAAAGAAUUGA